Acanthocheilonema viteae is the source of this 408-nucleotide messenger RNA. The record is from the annotation of a GenBank genome assembly. Lineage: Eukaryota; Metazoa; Nematoda; Chromadorea; Rhabditida; Onchocercidae.
AUGCGAAAUUCAAACAGUCAAACGUUCGGUGCAAUUAUUCUCCUAUUAGUUAUAAUAGCAAUAUAUUGUCACACAAAUAUGGAUGAAAAUUUUGUCGCCGAUAUUGUACCUAUGGAUAUUUUUGUCGCACCUACAAAAUCAAAACAAAUGAGGAGUGAAUUAAAGGAAAAAGAUGACAUAGAAAUGUCAUUGGCUAUAUCUGAAAUAACCGAAUCAGUUAACUACAGAAAAUCGUCAAAUUUAACAAUUUUUGGAAAUGAUAGCUCGGAAAUUGAAAACACAGAUAAUAUAAUUGCAUUUUACGAUUCUCGACGUAUCUCAAAUCAUGUGGAUGAUACGCCAGUGACUAUAUUAAUUGCUAUUAGUGGCAUUGCUAUUAUGGCUGCAUUUGGCAUUGGUAUCAAUUAA